AUGGCUAAAACCUCAACUAUAAUCUUGCUGCUCUGCAGUUUAACAUCUCUGGUUUCCAUCUCCUCAUCUGAAACUUGCUCAAACUACUCAUUCCCAGGCAACCAAGUCUUCGCUUCCUGCAUCGAUCUCCCAGUUCUUCAAGCAUCAUUACACUGGAACUACAGCCAACUCACCACAAAGGUUCAGAUUGCAUACAGAGCCGUCCAGAUUCCCAGGGGAUGGAUUGCAUGGGCGCUUAACCCAAUGGGAAGAGGCAUGAUCGGUUCUCAAGCCCUGCUCGCUUUCCGCCAUAGUAAUGGCAGCAUGAUCGCUUACUCUACUUCGAUCGCAAGCUACAACCCUCCGAUGCUACCCUCAGAGCUCGACAUUCCGGUUACGGACAUCUCGGCCGAAUAUGUCGACAAACAGAUGAUUGUAUUUGGUGUGUUGGGGCCUUUGGGGGAAUCAAACGAGUUUCAACCAUGUAUGGCAAGGUGGGAGUACGGUUUCGGACAACAUUCCUCAGAUGACGAUAGUGGAGCUGUUGGGGACGACCUCAGCAACAGUGGCCGACAGUGGAAGUUCUGGCAGUGA
Hibiscus syriacus is the source of this 573-nucleotide messenger RNA. RefSeq names its product cytochrome b561 and DOMON domain-containing protein At5g47530-like. The coding region runs from base 1 to 573 and encodes 190 amino acids. The record is from RefSeq and is a predicted model, not a curated record. The transcript is spliced from 2 exons. NCBI's taxonomy places the organism in Eukaryota, Viridiplantae, Streptophyta, Magnoliopsida, Malvales, Malvaceae.